Messenger RNA from Fusarium tjaetaba, 1383 nucleotides. RefSeq lists its product as uncharacterized. The transcript is spliced from 3 exons. The record is from RefSeq and is a predicted model, not a curated record. Lineage: Eukaryota; Fungi; Ascomycota; Sordariomycetes; Hypocreales; Nectriaceae. Bases 1 to 1383 code for a protein of 460 amino acids.
AUGGUCUUCCGAGAUCAAACUAUUGAAACUUUGGGCAAAGUGUCGGUGUUUUCUGCCGCAAAUUUACCCAAUGGCAACCAGGACGUCUUGAUAAGACCUAAACUAUACCAACAGGCCAGAGUCCACCCAUCUCAAGAUCAGCCCAGCUAUUACCCUUGGUUCAGACUUGCGGUUGCUCGAGAAGACCAAGCUCUGCAUUUCUUUUUUCACCACUAUGUGGUGCCUGAACCUGGACGGUCUCCAACUCAUCCCGACUGUCAUGGCAUCAUUUACAAGCGAGCAACAGAACCUGGAUACUUGGCUGAUCUCAUCAAUGCUGUCGGACUGUCCGGUCUAGCGUACUCAAAGAACGCCCCUACACUCGUCAAUUCAGCCAGAAAGGCAUUUUCUCGUGCGCUUCACGGUAUAUGUGCGGCGCUCGUGGAUCCUAGUGAAGCAGCAUCCGACCAGAUGUUGGUAGCUGUAAUGCUUCUUGCGUUAUACGAAACCGUCGGUUCUAGUUCUAAUGAAGACUUGAGUGCAUGGAGUAGACAUGUAGAUGGUGCCUUGGCGUUGAUACAGCUUCGAGGAGCAGGCCAACUACGCAACAGGAUUGGCCGGAGUAUUUUUCUCAACUUGCGUACUGAAAUCCUUAUCGACUGCAUCCAGCGUGGCCUUGAAGUACCAAAGGUCCUGAUAGACCUAAUGGCCGAGGCUCGCAGGAAUGAAACAGAACAAGAAGCGCCCGCAGCUCGGCUAGCAGACAUUGUUGUCAGUGUAUGCACCGCUUUGCCCUCCGCUGAUGAAGACAUCACGGACGGGGGGGAUUCUUCCUCCCACGUUUCAAGACUAUUGUCAAUCGAUGCAGAUCUUGAGGACUGGGCUCAAACACUCCCGACCGAAUAUGGGUACAGGACCCGAACCAAACCAAGCAAUUUCUGUGAAUCAGAAGUAUUUAUGGGGCGAUAUGAUGUAUAUUCCAGCGUGGAGAUCGCCAACACAUGGAACUUACAGCGCUGUACGCGUAUCAUUCUCCGUCAGGCAAUCGUUGAAGCAAUAUCGAAAUGCUUGCCCAUCUCUUCUUCGCUAUCGAUCCUAUCGUCUUUUCCUAUGUCAUACACAGACCUACUCCUUACUUCAGAAACCAUCAUACAGCAGAGCUCCAGUGAUAUAUGCUGCGGCGUCCCGUACAUCUUGCAUAGUGUUGACGAGGCAGGCAAGUCGAGCGAGCUGCGAGCAGCCUACGCUGUGCAUCUAUUGUGGCCACUUUACGUAGCAGGAACAACGCAUACUGCCAGCGGUGCUUUGCGACAUUGGGUUGUAUCAGCGCUGGAAAACAUCAAGGACGUUACUGGGAUUCAAAAAGCAAAGCGAAUGACCGUGCUUCUCGAGCCUCAAUGUUAG